AAUUGUUUCACUUUACUUAAAUAUUUUUAUUUAAGAAAUAAACCUAAGUAUAGUUCAUUAGUGUAACACAAAUUACAUUAAUCAAUUCACUUAUUAAAUGUAUUUAAGACAGAGCAACUCAAAAUGAAUUGUUUUCAUUGGGGACCGCCCCUUUGCACACCCCCUUUGCGUAUGCGCAACAUCCGUUCUGUCAUUUGCCGCCUUUUGUCUAACACUGACUGUGGAAACUGACUGGGGAAACUGACGGUGGAAAGUCUAUUAUUUGUUUGAUCAGCAUUAACAAGCACCUUGGGGAAACCUCUUAUUUAUGGUUAUGCAUGUGGCAGUGCAAACACUGCAGUUUGGAACUAGCUAGCAGAUUAAAAGGUGUUCCAUAACGGCAGGUCGGGCGCUUCUGCGCAUCAUCUUUGCCGACCAGUCUGACUCUAGACAACUGACCCUGGAUUCGGGAAUCCCAGCAACAGUUGAAGAACUGCACACAUUUGUCAAGACAUCUCUUCAAUUGAAAGAGGACUUCCGUCUGCAAUACAUGGAUGUUGACUUUAACGAGUUCAUGAAUCUUACAUCAGUGUCUGAAAUUCAGGAUAAAAGCACACUGAAAGUAAUUUACUCUCCUAUAUUGUCAAAUAUUGAGCCCUCCAUCACUUAGUACACAGUUGACUCAUUUGAUAAGACCUCAAUUACUGGAAGCUCAGAGCCUCUAAUCCCUGCAUCAUCAAUAGCCUCAUGCUGCAGUGAUGAUAUGGUGUAUACGUCAACCCCGCAUCCAUCCCCUGAAGCUCAGGCCUCACAAUUGUUAUCCUGGCCCACAGUUUUUGUGGUUCCUAAGCUCACCUACGAGGCUGAAUUUGAGCUUCAUCUACAGAAUGCAGAGUUUGAGACAACUGGUACAUACUUCCAGCCUGGCCUAAAGCUGAAAGGAGUCAUUCUUGAUGGCCUAGCCGAAGAAAUGAUCAAAUUCACAAAAUAUCCAAAAGACUAUCAGUGUGAAGAGGUAGCUGCAGCGUUGACGAGGGCCCACUCUUGUUUGGGGCAGCUAGGAUCCAAGAUUGGGGUGGAAACAGUCUCUUAAGUACAAAAUGCAAAACUAUCGUACAAAGCUUGGCCGUCUUGGACAUCCUGAAAUCCUUGUGAACUCCUUAAAGCACAAGAAAACAGGCCAAGGCAAAGCUGCAGCAAACAUAAAAAAAACCAAGAAAAGCUGAAAUAAACUACAUUCCUCUGCACCCAAAAGGCGAAACCACAGAAAGCUUGGAGAACGAGAGAAUUGCCUUAUUGUCAGAACUGAAAAAGCGUGACAAUGAAGUGGUGAUAAAAGCAAAAAUGGAAAAAACCUUCUCCCACAGACGCCUUGAGAUUGUGGAGCAAAGGCCUUUGAUAGGGGACUUCAAAUGCAGAUGGCCUGCUCUGUUUCAGCAGAGUGAAGUGAAUGCGGAGUUUUUGAGGAUCACAACAUCACCACUUCAAUCAAAGUUCAUGUGGCAGCUGGACCACUUCUCAGACAAGCUCUUGAAGAUCUUCAAGAUCAAAGGAGGACUAAAGGGCCACAAAAUCAAGGAAGCCCUUGCAAUAUCAGAUUUGUUUGAAAACAUCCACAUCAAGAGGGGGUGCAUCCUGCGAAGCAUCGCGAUCUACCUCAACGAGGAUCCAGACUCUUUUUUUAAGGAGUAUCAGGCCACUGCCUCUGAAGAUGCCAAGAGGGACAUGGCAAACACAGUCAUGGGCAUAUACACACUUCAAAGAGAUGUGGAUGGGCAGCCAGAGGACGUGGGAAUUGUCAUCGAAGGCAAUAUAGUCAUGGACAACUUGGGCAGCGUGAUUGUGGGGUUUGUCAUGCUAUUGGGACUUAUUUAUGCCCUAGAUUUGAGCUUUCCGGACAACCUCAAACACACCUUCGAGUUCAUGAAGGUAGUGAUGAAUCUGGAUGGGCACAAGCUGAAUGGUAAAAUCGAAAGUCUGAAGAUCAAGUUGUUCGAUUGAAAUGUGAAAAAGAAGUGACUCAUGAGUUCAUUGUUGUCAUUUUAUUCACGAGUUUCCUAAUCAGAGCAGAUUGAGCCGUUAUAUCAAUCAUUUGUUCUGUGCUUUUCUGUAUUUGUUUCAACACACUGUAACACUAUUUCCAUAUGUUGGUGCAGUGCACUCUUCAUGUUAUGUGUUAUUGUCCUGUUAGAAGAGCAGUGCAUACCCCUGUUAUAUUGUAUUCAUUGUAUUUGGCAAAGGGAGAUUUGUAAGUUAAUUAUAGGAGUUCCAUUUCUCUGCCAUUUUAAAAAUGGUAUUAUCUUUCAGAAAUGUUUUUCAUCUUUCAGUGUGAAUUCAUUCAUUUUAAAACACUGUAUUGAAUGGAAUGGAGGAUUGUUUUGAAU
This is a messenger RNA of Gymnodraco acuticeps, 2363 nucleotides long. RefSeq lists its product as uncharacterized. The coding region runs from base 1324 to 1980 and encodes 218 amino acids. The record is from RefSeq and is a predicted model, not a curated record. Lineage: Eukaryota; Metazoa; Chordata; Actinopteri; Perciformes; Bathydraconidae. The transcript has 7 exons.